AUGUGCGGCUCCUGCCGGCCCCAGGCCGCCGGCGGGAGGCACGUUGCGGUGUUGCUGUUGGUCUUGCUCGCGCUGCGCACCAUCGAGGCGCGUACUUCCGGCACGAGGCUGCCCGUCAUCAUAAGCCUCGGCCGCACUCUACAGCCCCCAGAAGACCCGGCGGCAGCGCGGCGCGCCGCCCAGGAGGCUGCGAGCGCGCCGCUGUGCCAGUCGACGGCCAGCACAUCCGGCGCGGUGACGCUGUGGGGCCUGGACUACAUCGACCGCGGCAGCGUGCCGGGCUCCGCGAACGACGGGCGGUAUUGCUACGCGGCGACGGGGGCCGGCCAGGCGCUGUACGUGGUCGACACUGGGAUGCUGCUGACGCACGACGAGUUCAGGACGGCCGACGGCGCCGGCACGCGGGCCUCGCGGCUGUUCGAUGCGGUGCCGGCGGCGCAGGACGACGCGAACGGGCACGGGACGCAUGUGGGGUCGGUGGCCGCGGGGCGCACGGUGGGGGUGGCGAAGGACGCGGAGGUGUUUGAUUUGCGCGUGCUGGACGCGAACGGUCAGGGGUCGUUCGCGGCGGUGGUGAACGCGAUCGUCGUGGCCACGGAGCAUGCGGUGGCGCGCGGGCGGAGGGGCGUGAUCAACGUGUCGCUCACAGGGUACGUGGCGGGGGUCGCGCGCGCAGUCACGCUCGCGAUCAGCUACGCACACGACCUGGGCAUGCUGGUCGUGACCGCGGCGGGCAACCAGGGCAUGGACGCGGCGUUCCGGUGGCCCGCGCAGCUCCAGCGCGGCCUCGUCGUGGGCGCGCUCCAGUCCGACGGCGCGGGGGGGGUGUCUCGAGUCCCCAACUUCAACUUUGGGGCCACGCUCGACCUCUUUGCGCCCGGGUCGCGCAUCUACGCGGCGGAAGGCUCCGGACCCUCGGCGUACGGCCUGCGCACGGGCACGUCCAUGGCGGCGCCGUUCGUGGCCGGCGCCGCGGCGCUGGCGAUGCAGCGUCAGGGUGUGUCAGACGGUGAGGCGGCGGGGCGGACGGUGGUGCUGGCGAGCGCUGCGGGCGUCGUGGCGGAUCACGCGGCGCUCGACGCGCGCUGGACGGACCGCGCGCUGCAGGUCGCGGCGCUGCACGGCCCCGGGAUCGCGACCGACGUCACCGCAGUCGAUGUCUCGGGGGGGCCUGCGACGGUGCAGGUGUCGCUGUCAGGGGCUCGAGCGGCAGCAGUGACGGUGCACGUGGCUGUAUCGGACGACCUCACGCUCGCGGCGUCGCCGAGCACGCUGACGUUCCCGGCGGGCAACUCGACGACGCAGCAGAAGGUGACGCUGACCGUGGACCCGCGCGGGCUGUCCGCGCCGGUGGCGUUCCUCGACCUGCGCGCCGCGAGCAGCGACCCGACGUACGACGGCGCUGUCCGGGCCGUCGCCGUGCGCGCUCCGGCCUCGCCGAUCCGCGGGGACGAGCCUGAGGCGCCCGCCGUGUUGCCGUGGUCUUCUGUCGACUCCGCCGCGCCGUUGCUGACGCGUUUCGUGCUCGACGAGUGGCAGGCGAGCUCCUCCGCGACGCGCACGGACGCCCUGACGACCCCCGACUUCGCCGGGGACGUCCGUGCGGCCAAAGACAGGGACAUGGCAUGCGGCGCGACGGACAUGGCGGGCCCCGACCUGUGGUGGGCGUUCAACCUCGAGAACGGCUGCGGCGGCACAGACCGGUGCACGCUGGCGGUGGAGUUUUGCACGGGCGGCGCCCAGGGCACGUCUGUGGGCGCCGUGCUGUGGGACAUGGCCGCGAACGUCAACGUGACAGCCUGCGGGCUGGAAACGCGCUCCCAGGACCCUCUCGCGACGUGCGCGGUGGCGAGCACGAUCUCGUUCGAGGUCGUGGCGGGCCGGUGGUACGCCGUCCAGGCCGCGUUCGAGUUCACCGGACUGAUGCAGGUGUCGAUGACGACGUCGUUGUCGCCGUCGACCGCGAACCUCCGCACGAUGGCGGUCCCGCCGAACUCCGCGCCGCCGUGGACGGACGGGGCGUUCUCGCCCGCGCGCGUCGCGACGCCUGGCCCGACGCUGCCCAGCGGCGCCGUGGCGUGGCCCGCAAGCGUCGCCGGAGCGGUGCGCACCUUCUCCGCAGCGGUCGACGUGGACCUGCCGGGUAGUGCGCUCACGUCGGUGCAACGGGCGCAGGCGCUUGCUGCGACACGCGGCGCCGUGGCUCGCGCCGUCGGCGCUCAGGCCGCGGACGUCAGCGUUGCAGCGACGGCGGUGACGGCCACGCGCCGUCUCCAGGCGGUGCGUCUGUCGUUGACGGCGACCGUCCGGACCGCGGACGCGUCGAGCAGCGCGGCGGCAUCGCGCGCAAGCGCCGCGGCGGCCGCGCUGACCGGCAACGCCGCAGCGGUCGCGAGCGACAUUCGCGGCGCCCUGGCGAACAGCGGAGUCGCGGUCACCGCGGUGACGGUGUCGGGCGUCAGCGCACCGGUCGCGGAGGCCGCACCGGCGCAGAUCAACGACAGCCCGACUGCUGCGCCAGCGAGCCCGACGAGCAGCCCUGGGCAGGCCACGGGCGUCACCAGCGGCGCCCAGGCCACCAACGCACCCGCAAACACGGGCGGCGGCGCCCAGCCGACGUCGCCCGCGGCCACGCAGGCCCCUUCGGACGCCAGCAACGACGGCGGCGGCACCACGCGCGCUGGGACGGGCGGCGGCGGUGGCGGCGGCGCCGACGACUCGGGUGGCGGAAUCCUGGGGCUGGAUGGCGUCAUUCUGUACGCCGCCGCGGCUGGCGUCGGCGCCGUCGCCCUCGUCGCCGUAGCGCUCGUUAUCGUGCUCUCCGUGCGCAGCGCACGCAAGCGCAGGGCCGCCGGCGCGGCCCGCGAGCAGGCUGCGAAGGUGCCGAAGCCCGACGUCGGUGGUUCUGGCGGCGCCGACGUCGAGUCCGUCGCGGUCCCGACGCCGGUGCGGCCGGACCAGGGCCCUGCCGCGCAGUACGUCGACCGCACGAAGACCGACCUCGCGCGCUUCCAGUCUGACCUGGACAGCGUCGUGGAGGCGCUGUCUGCGGAACAGCCCCCGGGGGACUCGGCCACGGGCCUCGUCAUGAGUCCCGCGGACACGUCGCCGCUCACGUCGCCGCACACGCCGGGCAGCAGCCGCCCCCCGCUCCCGCCCAUGCCGUCGGACCGCCUCCUGCGGCUAGCGAGCUCGCAGGCCACCGACGUGCCCGGGGACCUCCCGUCGCACCCCCUGGGGUGGAAGAGUGACUCGCGGCGGUCGCUGCGCCCGCACGGGGCCACGCCGCCGCCAUCGCGGGGAGUGUCGUUCGGCGCAGAGUCCGCCCGCAUCGCCAAGACCGACUCGCGGGGGUCGCUGCGCCCGCACGGGGCCACGCCGCCGCCGUCGCGGGGAGUGUCGUUCGGCGCAGAGUCGUCCGCCGGCGCAGUCAAGACCGACUCACGGCGGUCGCUCCGGCCUUCCUUGGCGCCGCCGUCGCCGUCGCGGGGCGUGUCGUUCGGCGCAGAGUCCUCCGCUGCAGGGGGGGGUCCCAACUUCGUGCCCCCCCGGGACAGCCGGGCGCGCAGCAGCGCCGCGGAGAGCGUCGCCGGCGGCACGGGCCUGCAGCGCCACCGGUCCGUGUCGCCGCGCCCCGCAGGCGGGUCCCCGCUCACCAAACACCUCUCCCUCGCGUCCGCGGUGUCGCCGGUGGCGACCGCCCGGCACGACGCCGCCGUCCCCGGCGCCCAAGUCGACAGCCGGAGUCCGUCUCCGUCCACACCGCCGGCGCUGGUGCCGCUGCCCAUCCGCCGCGCGGCCACGAUGGCUCAGUCGCAAGCAGGGAGGAGGCGCAGCCCGCCAGGACUCGGGCGGCAGGGGUCGGUGUCGCCGUCGCCGCCGACGACGCCCCCGAGCGGCCUCGACGUGCGGUCGGCCGUCGCGCUGCACGACAACCCGGUCUACGAGCCCGAGCGGCAGCCUGGGCGGGCGGGGUCGCCGGAGACGCACCGGGGGGGGUUGCAGAGCGGGAUGAUGUCGCUGUCGCUGCGGCAGGCGUCGGCCGUGCACGCGGAGAUCCAGGAGGUGCUCGAGGAGAUGGCGGCCGGCGGGGAGCUGGACACGGUCCACGAGUGA
Molecule: messenger RNA, 4116 nt
Organism: Pedinophyceae sp. YPF-701
Lineage: Eukaryota; Viridiplantae; Chlorophyta; Pedinophyceae
Source: the annotation of a GenBank genome assembly